This is a messenger RNA of Vanderwaltozyma polyspora DSM 70294, 1083 nucleotides long. It is a transcript of the gene SPT23, whose product is annotated as Spt23p. The record is from RefSeq and is a predicted model, not a curated record. The transcript has a single exon. The annotation marks the transcript as partial. NCBI's taxonomy places the organism in Eukaryota, Fungi, Ascomycota, Saccharomycetes, Saccharomycetales, Saccharomycetaceae.
AUGCAACAUCUACACUCGCAUGAUGACGAUAGCAACACUAUCAUGCUAGACUCACACAUGAUACUAGACAACGACGAAGACGAUCUCUUGAAUAGCAGUGCUUCAAGCACUGCUAUUCACGAUCUAUUGGAUGAAUUCCUAUACCCAAAUGAAAUCGAAAACGAAAUGGAAAUAGAAACAGAUCACAAGUUCAACAACAACGAAGAAUUGUUCACCACUUUCAUCAAAACUGAAGAAAAUAUCAUGAACCACAGCAACAGCACUUCCUCAACCUCAAACAAGAAAAAAAUAACAAAUACAAACAACAUGUACGAGAUCCUGAUAGAUAACACUGUCACUUUUGGUAAUAAAACUGAACUCUCCGAUGACGAAAAGACAAAUAACGAAAUAGACAUGCAAAACAGAAUUAACGAAUACCUAAGUGUCAAUAACGAUUAUCUACCACAUCAACUCGUCAUCUCAAAAUUACCAGAAAAUUGUAGAGUAGAAAAUCAAAUCAAUAUCAAUUUGAAAUUUAACCCUCCUCUACUAAAACAAAAUAUCGUUCAUCUACCUUCAAAUUGUAUCUCAAAGCAAAAACUAUUACUCACUAAAAAAAUUAUCAACUAUCCAAAAAAUUUUAAAGAUGAAAUAGGCUUCUUGGAGGCAUACCUACUGUCCAACUCAACAAAUAAACUCAUCACAGUAUGCUCAAUGUGUGUCAAAAGAGAACAAAGAAGAGCCUCAAGAAGAAAGUCAGGUUUAAGCGAUAACAUGCUAUGGUGUACAAACAAAAAUAAAAGUGCUCUGAUCUUUAACAACAAACAGAUUUUCCCAAUCAAUAACAACAACAACUCUUCCUCCUCCUCAAUAGAGCUAAUAGCAAGAAUGGUUUGCUACACAAGACACCAUAAAUCAAACGACGGCUUCAAAAUCUUAUUCGUAUUGAAAAAUUCAAAUAAUGACAUCCUAGCCAAAAAUUUGUCGUCUCCAAUUCAAAUCAUGGAUAAAAAACCCUUAUCUUCAAAUUCUUCAAUUUCAACUACUACUACUACUACUACCACUCCUAUUUUCACGCUACAAAAUAAUCACAACAAGAAUCAC